Sceloporus undulatus (fence lizard) is the source of this 2730-nucleotide messenger RNA. RefSeq names its product opsin-5-like. NCBI's taxonomy places the organism in Eukaryota, Metazoa, Chordata, Lepidosauria, Squamata, Phrynosomatidae. The record is from RefSeq and is a predicted model, not a curated record. The transcript has 6 exons. Gene Ontology annotation, molecular function: G protein-coupled receptor activity. Bases 95 to 1426 code for a protein of 443 amino acids. Gene Ontology annotation, biological process: visual perception; G protein-coupled receptor signaling pathway. Gene Ontology annotation, cellular component: membrane.
GGCUUCCUCCUGGGCUCCUGACUUUGCUGGGGAAGAGGCGCCGGGCGCUGGAGACUGAGGAUGCCCCAAAGGCUGCCAAAGGGGGCUAGCCAAGAUGGGCUCUUAUUUUGUGAAUGCAACAUUUCAUUCCAAAAUAACAGAAGCAGCUGAUAUUAUUGUUGGCAUCUUUUAUAUUGUAUUUGGCAUAUGCUCCUUUUGUGGGAACAGUAUCCUCCUCUAUGUUUCCUACAAGAAAAAGAACCUAUUGAAACCAGCAGAAUACUUCAUGAUCAACCUGGCCAUCAGUGACCUUGGUAUGACUCUGACCUUGUACCCUCUAGCUGUUACAUCCAGCCUCUCACACAGGUGGCUGUUCGGUCAACAUGUUUGCUUAUUCUAUGCAUUUUGCGGGGUGUUCUUUGGAAUCAGCAGCCUUUCUACACUAACAUUACUAAGUACAGUGUGCUGCCUAAAAAUUUGUUUCCCAGUUUAUGGGAAUAAAUUUAGGCGAGAACAUGGUUGGAUCUUGAUAGCCUGCUCUUGGGUCUAUGCAGCCAUUUUUGCCCUUUCCCCACUAGCUCACUGGGGAGAAUAUGGAGCUGAACCUUAUGGCACAGCAUGUUGCAUUGAUUGGCACUCAUCAAACAUAAACAAGACAGCCAUGUCUUACACCAUUGCCCUCUUUGCCUUCUGUUUCAUUAUCCCCUGUGGAAUAAUUAUUACAUCCUACACUCUUAUUUUGAUUACCGUGAAGGAAUCCAGAAAAGCAGUGGAACAACAUGUCUUGGGACCCACCAGGAUGAGCAGUGUGCAGGCCAUUACAGCCAAGUUGAGCAUUGCUGUAUGCAUUGGAUUUUUUGCUGCCUGGAGCCCAUAUGCUGUCAUUGCAAUGUGGGCCGCCUUUGGAUCAAUUGAAAAGAUUCCUCCACUGGCCUUUGCUGUACCAGCUGUAUUUGCAAAGUCUUCAACACUCUAUAAUCCAGUGAUGUACCUUGUUCUAAAACCCAAUUUCCGGAGCAUCAUUGCCAAAGAUCUUGCAGUACUCCAACAGUUAUGCAUCAAAAGUUGCUUUCGUCCCAGACGUGCACAAAACUGCAAGUACAGAUCAGUUCUUGAGGUUCCACUAAAAUCAUUUAAAGGAAGAAAUGAGGCAAGCAGUAACUCUUUGAAAACAGUGGAAGACUGUUCAUAUUUUCCUUGUGAAAAGUGCAAUGAUCCCUUUGAAUGCUUCAAGAACUAUCCAAAAUGCUGCCAAGAGAGGUUAAAUGCUAUGGAGCAUACUCCUCACGAAAGCAUAUCCUUGGAAAAUAACAUUCAGUCAAAAACAAAACAUGCUUCUGAAAAAUAUAUAAAGGUUUUGAUCAGGGGAGAAAAAAACACUGAUAUUGAUGGUUUGGAAAUAACAUUAGAACACAUACCUACAGAUGCUAGAUUUGCCAACCUUUAGCAUAUAUUUUAGAUUUUUUGGCAAUAGUUUAAUUGCACAGACUGAAUGAAUGUAAAACUUUUAUAAACACUAUCAAUUUUAUAGUUAUUUUCAUUUCCUUUGCUGUCCAUAGGAAGAUGAACCAAUGCAACAUUAAUAUGUUAAAAUAUGUUUUACUUUUGCAAUACGCUUAACAUACCUAUGAGCUUUCAGAACAAAUUAUACUACUGCAUUUCAUUUGUUUCUGACUUUAGAGUUUCAGAUGUUACUAUGCCUCAUGAAACCACUUCAUACUCAUGAGUCCUUCUAUAAAAUAAUUACCCUUUAAAUUCUUGGUGUAUGUAUUUUGUAUAGUUAACAAAAAACAUCAUGAACACCUAGAGGGUUUUUUAGAUAAUAAUAUGAUGCUGACUUAACUGAUAUUGUCAUAAAAAAUGUAUGUUAAUUAUCCUUCCCCUCCUGCUGGAAGCUGUGGACAGCUCUUUAACCUUCAAAUUGGGUUAUGUCCUUGCACGUUUCUUUCUAAGUCCAGGGAGGGAGAAAUGUUUCUUUAUGUAGUACAAAGCCAUGUUGCUCCCCCCCCCCCCCCAGACAGGUCCCCAUACAGGUAGGCACCCCAACCUGUCUUUUCAAAAUCAAGUUUAUAAUGGGACCAAUUUUUCUUGUGGCUAUGAACUUCUAAGACGCAUUUGGGGUAGUACUUUCUCUUUAGUAAGCUACAGAUUACACUAAGAUAGAAAAGCGGCAUGGUGGUGAUGGUGGUGGUAUAUGACUUGCCCCACAACAGAGUCCAGAAAUUGAGCCACUUUAGAGGACAAAGUGCAGAAUAUUUCAGGUAGGCUAUAGCCAGGAUAAUUGCUGAUACAUAUUAAAAAGGAGCAUUUUAUACACCACAUAGAAAUCUGUUCCCUGUUGCUAAAUAUUUUCAUUCAGGUGGUGGUGGGUAAUGGUUGGUUGCCAUCAAAUCUGCUUUAAUUUAUGGUGACCCUAUGAAUGAGAGAUCUCUAGGACACCCUGUCAUCAGCAGCCCUGCUCACAUCCUGCAAGCUUAGGACUGUGGCUUCCUUGAUUGAGGCUAUCCACCUAUAAUGUGGUCUUAAUGUUUUUUACUGUCUCCUGUUUUACUAAACUUUUUUUUUCUAAUGUGUCAUGUUUUCUCUUAAUAAAAACUGGAAUAUUGCAUGCAUAAUAGAUAAAUAUUAUUUUUAAGAAGCAACCACCACCAAAAAGAAAGGAAAUGGAUUAUAAAUCUUAUGCUGAAAGAAACUACUUAAAUUUAAAGGUGCCAGAAUACUCCUUACAUUUUUAUAAUGAAAUAGAUGAAC